AUGAUUUGGAGCACUUAAUACCUGCAGGCUCUGUUCGCAAAAAGAAACUGGCAAGAAGACCUGGAUACAUGAGGCCAGAGGCUCAGCAACAGACGGAGUUUCAGCCCUUGAGUGCCUGCAAGCCACUGAAUGCAGGAGAGCUCAAACAUGGCAGGAAACAUUGUGAAGGCUUUGAAAACCAUUCUCCGUGCAGGCAAUGCAAAAAUAACUUUGAAUUUUUAUGCUGUCAUUCAUUUGCAAAUAGCGCUGUAGUCGCCUCUGAUGUGGUAGCAACAUCAGCCACUACUGGAAAUAUGCCAGGAAGCUGCAAAAAUCUUUCAGGUUACAAAAAUCCGAAGAGCGAAAUCCCAAUUACAGCAGUUCACUCUGCCACAGCCACAAAGGGAGGAAAUGUUUCUACUGCAUGCUGCUCAAAUGCACAAGAGGCAACCCAUAGUGCUAAAGCAAUCGAGCCCCAAAACAUGUGUUCUUUGGGUGAGACAGAAGUGAAUAACAACUGUGAAUAUCAAAGAAAAGAAGUUGCUUCUCUUUCCAUUGGUCUGCACGAUGGCUUUAGUUCAAGCUUCAGCUUCAUACAGCUCUCCAUGAACUCGGGCUCUGGAGUCAGCACUGCUAAAGGCGCAUUGACUGGGGAGCAUGUUCCCCAUCCCAGCACUGCGGGAGAGCUGCAGACACUAGAAGAGAGGGAGGUAGCUCAGGAGCACUCAGGAGCUUUGCGUUGCUUCUCAAGGCCCAGUGAGGAUUUGAAGUAUGAAAAUGAGACCACAGUGAAUGAUAAACUACAGGAUUGUGAAACUGUCUCUCUCUCAGAUACAGAUGCAACAUUUUCAUGUUCUACAGACUCCUCAGAUGCAGCAUCUGCUGUUUCUUCGGUCACCUCAGGCUAUGAAAGUAGCUUUACUGCCAGUGACCAUAACUGGGAUACUUGGAUGAAAAAAUAUGAACCAGUACUACUGGACUGCCUGCUUGCCAAUCGCACGACAUUAAAGGUUUGUAAUCUUACUACUUUGGGAUUUUUUUUUAUUCCUCUCCCUCUCCCCUCUGCUCUGUUUCCCCCAAAGCUUCCUGUUUAUAGUGUGGGUAUCAAUGUCAAAGCUGGUGCAGGG
Molecule: messenger RNA, 1106 nt
Organism: Tinamus guttatus (white-throated tinamou)
Lineage: Eukaryota; Metazoa; Chordata; Aves; Tinamiformes; Tinamidae
Source: RefSeq, a predicted model, not a curated record